This is a messenger RNA of Hansenula anomala, 633 nucleotides long. RefSeq lists its product as uncharacterized. Gene Ontology annotation, molecular function: RNA binding. Bases 1 to 633 code for a protein of 210 amino acids. The transcript has a single exon. The record is from RefSeq and is a predicted model, not a curated record. Gene Ontology annotation, cellular component: U12-type spliceosomal complex; nucleolus. Gene Ontology annotation, biological process: positive regulation of mRNA splicing, via spliceosome. NCBI's taxonomy places the organism in Eukaryota, Fungi, Ascomycota, Saccharomycetes, Phaffomycetales, Wickerhamomycetaceae.
AUGUUGAAAAGGGGAAUAGAGUCUGACAGAAAUCAGGACUGCACAGUGUAUGUCGGUAACCUGGACGAACAAGUCAAUGAAGGAUUGCUUUACGAAUUGUUUCUACAGAUUGCACCAAUCAAAAACAUACAUCUACCAAAAGAUCGUAUUCUAAGGACACAUCAAGGUUAUGGAUUCGUGGAGUUCAAAAAUGUCAAAGAUGUUGAAUAUGCUGAAAAGGUUAUGAGUGGUACAAAGCUGUUUGGGAAGAAUAUCAAAGUGAAUAAAGUUGGUAAUAAUGCUGCAAAUAAUGAUAAUCUUGAUAUUGGUUCAACAUUAUUUAUUAAAAAUUUGGAUGAAUUAGUUGAUGAAAAUCUAUUGUUCACAAUUUUCAAACAGUUUGGUAAUUUUUUCAAAAAUCCAACAAUUGUUAGAGAUGAUCAAGGUAAUUCAAAGAAACAUGGAUUCAUCUAUUAUAAAAAUUUCAAGGAUUCUGAUAAUGCCCUAUCCAAGAUGAAUAAUCAAUUCAUAUUAAACAAAAGAGUGCAAAUAGACUAUGCGCACAAAAAGAAGAAUGGUAAGUUGGUUAAACACGGUGAUGAGACAGAAAGAUUACUAUUGACUGAAGCUGAAAAGAACAACUACAACAUAUGA